UCCACAUAUAUAGCGCAGGCUUAAAUCAAACUUCCAAAAAAUGCGUCUAUUCGACGUUCUAGAAUACAUAUUUAUGGGCCUUUUAGCGUAGCGUCCGGGGUAGCUCCCUGCUAAUUUCCAUAGGUGGCAUCACUAUCGGCCCGUCGUCAUUGUGCCAUAACAGGCCUGUAGAGCUCCCACCAGUGUUUGCGACUGCCCAGCGCCCUUCAACAUAUAUCUGUGUCUCCGACACUCACGGAGUCACACGUUCACACAGAAACCGGGACUCACCAUGGCGCCAGGAAUUGCGUCCGCGAAAGUGACGCUCUCAUAUCCCCUCUACGCUUGCGACUUCGACCCCAAUGAUGCAACACGGCUUGUGGUAGCAGGAGGCGGCGGCGCGGGCAAGAAUGGAGUUGGGAAUAAAAUUUCAGUCCUCGACGCCUCAGAUCCUGACAACUUGGGAGAAAUCGCCGAAGCGGAGCUCAGCAAAGAGGAGGACAACCCCACUAGCUUGGCCGUGAGCAAGACCGUCAGUGGCUUCACGUUCAUCUAUGCCGGCGUCAACUCCAGCACCAAGGAUGUCGAGAAAGGGAAUAACGAGCACUUCCGCGUCUAUGCGCUUGGCAAGAAGCAGAAGAAGGGCAGCCCGAUAAUCCAAGAGGUUUCGAGGGAACAGCUCUUCAAGUCGAACGACAAGGCGACAUACCAGCGACUAUUGAGGUUGUCGCGGCCGUCUGAGAAGGGCGUCCAACUCGGCGUUGUCGCGACGGGCUUCGCAAACCCCUCGAGGCUCGCCAUCUUCGACACAUCAGAUGGGAAGAAGAGCUUGAGCUCCCGCGGGGUCAUCGAGCUGGAUAGGGAGGCAGAGGAUGUGGAUGUCAUCCAAACCGGCCUGGAGGAGUACCGUGUCGCAUACUGCGACAACCACAGCAUCUUCCUCAAGACCAUCUCUCCCCAAGCGGAACUCGAAGACGCCAUCUCAAUAUACGACAUGCCUGACUCCAUCGGCGAGCGCGAACCCGGCUCCCCACCACCUUCCUCAUUCCGCUCCCUCUGCUUCCUCACCCCCAACUUCCUCGCCGUCCUGAUCAACAAACCCGCGCGCACCGGCGCCCAGAUCCGCAUCCUGCGCAUCACGCUCGAGCCCACAGGUUACGUAGCCAACCCAGCACAGACGCUCUUCCUACCCAAGAAAGUAACACAGGCAACUAGCCUCGCCGUCGCGAACCUGAAUCCCCCGCCAAUAGCGGGUGGUGUACAGGAUAACGCGCGCUUCGUGCUUGCGGCUGCCGACCAAGCCUCCAUCUCGAUCGCGACGUUGGGGUACGCGGUCUCUCGCGCGGUCACGUUAAUGACCGCACCGAAGCUCUUGACGCGCGUUGAAGAUGUACACCCGAUGCAAAUCACCGGUCUGGCGUUCGCUCCAUUCACUCCAACGGAGAAAGAAGGCUCAGCUCAGACGCUGCGCCUGGCCAGCGUGAGCGUAGGCAACACAGUCGUCGUGCAAUCCCUCCCCCUCUCCUUCUCACAAGAAAAGAAGCAUUACCAAAUCGCCCUCAAACCCGCCGGCACAGCUCCUGAAUUCGGAGUCCGCAACGCCAUCUCCGUCCUGGCCAUCGUCGCUAUUGCCAUCCUCCUCCAAACCAUCCUCGAGCUGGGCGGCCGUAGCCCCCCUAUCCUCCGCGCGGAAGAGCGCCUCCCGGCUACCAUCCGCAACUAUCUCACCACGCGCGAGCCGGCCCACUGGCAGAGUCCGAACGAGGGUGCGAGCAGCGGUGGUGCGGCGAGCUAUGAGGCGUUCGCCGACCAUCCUGUUGCAUCGCCCCUGGCCGCGCUACGCUCGGAAGCCGCAGAGGGGCAGCCAAUUGUGAUGAGGCCGGCGGUUGGAGAGCGUGGAGCCGACGAGGAGACGGAGAAGCUCGCCACCUUCAACGCCGGGGAUGAGGAGGGUGCGAGAGAGGAGAUAGAGCGGGAUAUCAAGGCCGGCGCUGGGGGGCCUGGUUGAUGCCCACCUGGACAAUAAGGAGGAGCAUGGCCCGCAUGAUGGGAGGACGUGGGAGGAACUUGGGGAGGAACAGAAGAUGGCCUGGGAGAGGAGGCUGAGGGAGAUGGGGCAUUGGGCGGGGGAUCUUCCGAAGACGCUGUUCAAGG
Molecule: messenger RNA, 2133 nt
Organism: Pseudogymnoascus destructans
Lineage: Eukaryota; Fungi; Ascomycota; Leotiomycetes; Thelebolales; Thelebolaceae
Exons: 2
Coding region: 272-1987 (571 amino acids)
Biological process (GO): protein secretion
Cellular component (GO): endoplasmic reticulum membrane
Molecular function (GO): guanyl-nucleotide exchange factor activity; protein binding; GTPase activator activity
Source: RefSeq, a predicted model, not a curated record